Trichomycterus rosablanca is the source of this 1003-nucleotide messenger RNA. RefSeq names its product ras-related protein Rab-11B. Lineage: Eukaryota; Metazoa; Chordata; Actinopteri; Siluriformes; Trichomycteridae. Bases 154 to 810 code for a protein of 218 amino acids. The transcript is spliced from 5 exons. Gene Ontology annotation, cellular component: recycling endosome; Golgi apparatus. Gene Ontology annotation, molecular function: GTPase activity; GTP binding. Gene Ontology annotation, biological process: constitutive secretory pathway; regulated exocytosis. The record is from RefSeq and is a predicted model, not a curated record.
GCUCUAUGUGACUGUGACAGGCGGCUCUGCGCAUUGUGUCCUUUUCCCAUUUCAUUUUAUUUUAUCACUCCACACUCUGUACAGCACGAUAAAUCAUCUGCAGCUUUUCCUCUGUCUGCUCGGACUGGAUUAUCACCGCUGUGCUUCUCUAACAUGGGCAACAGGGACGAUGAAUACGAUUUCUUGUUCAAAGUUGUUCUUAUUGGAGACUCUGGAGUUGGAAAGAGUAACUUGCUGUCACGCUUCACAAGAAAUGAAUUCAACCUAGAAAGCAAGAGCACGAUCGGGGUGGAGUUUGCAACCCGCAGCAUUCAGGUGGACAGCAAGACGAUAAAGGCACAGAUUUGGGACACAGCCGGUCAGGAGCGUUACAGAGCCAUCACCUCAGCUUACUACCGGGGUGCAGUUGGUGCUUUGUUGGUGUACGACAUUGCCAAGCAUCUGACCUACGAGAAUGUGGAGCGCUGGCUGAAGGAGCUGAGGGACCACGCUGACAACAACAUUGUCAUUAUGUUAGUGGGCAACAAGAGUGAUCUGCGCCACCUCAGGGCAGUGCCAACCGAUGAAGCCCGGGCCUUUGCAGAGAAGAAUGAUCUUUCAUUUAUUGAGACCUCAGCGCUGGAUUCAACCAAUGUGGAGGAGGCUUUCAAGAACAUUCUAACAGAGAUUUAUCGGAUCGUAUCACAGAAGCAGAUCGCUGAUCGGUCAGCUCAUGACGAGUCUCCUGGAAACAACGUGGUGGACAUCAGCGUGCCACCCACUACGGAUGGGCAAAAAGGCAACAAACUGCAGUGCUGCCAAAACCUGUAACCAUGACGACCAACCAUCACCCCCCCCCCCACCCCAUCACCGCCCAUCAUCUUUCUUUCUUCCUCUUUUUACGUGUCGUGCCGCCGACUUUCGAUAUUUUUUUUGAUAGCUUUUCAACUUGCAUAUGCACACAUAAGAGACAAACACAAGUACACACACACUACUGACACAAAAUAAACCUUUACAGUACAAA